Molecule: messenger RNA, 2531 nt
Organism: Penaeus indicus
Lineage: Eukaryota; Metazoa; Arthropoda; Malacostraca; Decapoda; Penaeidae
Product: innexin shaking-B-like
Exons: 4
Coding region: 1139-2230 (363 amino acids)
Cellular component (GO): plasma membrane; gap junction
Molecular function (GO): gap junction channel activity
Source: RefSeq, a predicted model, not a curated record
CCUUAUUCGAUGUUUUGUGAGCCUGAGUGUUUUAAGACGAGCUCCCUCCACUGCCUCCCCCCUCUCUCAUCUCUCUCCCCCAAACUCCGCGCGGUGUGAAAACUGGUGUUGUGUGGUGUUGCCUAGACAGUGUGUGAUGCUGUCCCCUCGAGUUGUUAUACCUGUGCUGUAGUGAGUCCUCACCUUAGAGAUUUCCCCUCACUGCUCGACUCCCCUCUCGCCCCUGUGUUGCUGUGAAUGUAACCAGUCCCCUCACUCGCCGAAAGGAAUUAAUUACAAGAUUUACCACUUGAAAGGAAAUUAUAUAUAAAUAUAUAUAUAUUGUCUACUGUGCUUUCCAACAGGAAGAAGUGAUUAUCUAUAUCUGCUGAAAUGAUUAUGUUGAUGAUUUGUUGAAUAAUCGUAUAAGGAAAUGUGUCUGAGAAAAAGUAGCUAGAAAUGUCGACCUGUUAAUAAAGUAAAGAGAAAAGGAAACUGUAAAGAGAGAAAAAAAAAUAUAUAUAUAUAAACGCCAGUUUAGUAUCGAAGCCUUUGGUAUUUUGAGUGUGUUAGAAAUUGGAAUCUUUUUGAUCUUGUCCUAAUUUUUUUCACGAUCUAAAUGGCUUCCUCUCAGCGACACAGUGAACGUCAGGUUAUACGUUGUCACAGAUGACGUGUUUUCUCUGGGACAAAAAGACUUUCUUCAGUUAAUGUGGAAGCCCAGACUGCAAGCUCCGUGCCAAGGAGAAGCCCUAGGUGCCGGUGCUGGCCAGGUUAGGUCAGGUCGCCUCAGGAGUUGACCAGGUCGUCUGCUUCCCUCCCGGCGCCAGGUGCGGGCCAGGCCAUCACCUUCCGUGAUCCCCGGCUGCCUUUGCCCCAUUGGAAUAGGAAGGGAUUGAAAGAAAAAAAAGCAAUCUGGAAGAAAAAUACGAGAGGAAUUGGAGAAAAGAAAGAGGGCAAAGGAUUAGAAAAUAAAAUAAUAAUUAACCUUAUAUCACAUCACAUUCUCACCCCAGAUAAUAACAGGAAGAAAAUCCACACACCAUAAAAAGAAGAAAAAAACAAAACAAACAGAAAAAAAACGAAAACGAAAAUACAAAUCCAACAAAUCGAAAGUGAAUGAGAAUUUGGUUAGCGCGACUCCCGAAAAACCGCCAAGAUGUUGGAUAUCUUCCGAGGUCUCAAGAACUUCAUCAAAGUCUCCCACGUACACAUCGACUCCUCGGUGUUCCGCCUCCACUACUCCAUCACGGUGAUGAUCCUCCUCGCCUUCAGUCUGAUCGUGACGACCCGCCAGUACGUCGGCAACCCGAUCGACUGCAUCCACGCCAAGGAGAUACCCGAGGAUGUCAUCAACACGUACUGCUGGAUCCAUUCCACGUACACCAUCCCUUCUGCGUUUAAUAAGAAGCUUGGUGUGGACGUAGCGCAUCCGGGCAUUGAAAAGUCUCACGCUGAGGAAGAGAAGAGAUAUGUCAAGUACUACCAGUGGGUAUGCUUCUGCCUCUUCUUCCAGGCAAUCUGCUUCUAUGCGCCGAGGUGGAUGUGGAAAAAUUGGGAAGGUGGCAAAAUCCAUGCCCUCAUGAUGGAUCUGGACGUGGGUAUCUGCUCAGAGGUCGAGAAGAAGCAGAAGAAGAAGCUGCUGCUGGACUACCUCGCUGACAAUCUCAAGCACCACAACUGGUGGGCCUACAGAUAUUUCUUCUGCGAGCUUCUGGCCUUUCUCAACGUCGUGGGUCAGAUGUUCCUGAUGGACCGGUUCCUGGGCGGGACGUUCCUCACCUUCGGCCUGGACGUCAUCAAGUUCAUGGAGGACGACCAGGAGGUGCGCGUGGACCCCAUGAUCUUCGUGUUCCCGCGCAUGACUAAGUGCUCGUUCAGCAAGUUCGGAACGUCGGGAGAGCUGGAACGCUACGACUCGCUGUGCAUCUUGCCCAUCAACAUCGUCAACGAGAAGAUCUACAUCUUCCUGUGGUUCUGGUUCCUCCUGCUGGUGUUCCUGACCUUCUUCGUCCUCCUGUAUCGCCUCAUGAUCAUCCUGAGUCCGAGGAUGAGGGCCUACCUCCUCUGCCUCCGGUUUCGACUCAUCAACAAGGAGGUGAUCAACACGAUAGUCAGGAAGAGCAAAAUGGGCGACUGGUUUCUCUUCUACAUGCUCGGCCAGAACGUGGACACGCUUAUAUUCAAAGAGGUCAUGCACGAGUUGGCGAAGAGGUUGGGCCAUGCAUCCAAAGACUUCGGCGAGCCCUGAGCACCGUGUAAAUAGCCACAGGGUGUUUACCACGACCGUCUGUGAUUCUAACGCACCUAGCUUAAGAUAGUGUCCCAGUCAACGAAGAUCGCGGCCACCUCCUGCGCGUCUCCAGAUCCUGCCAACACCGUCAUCACCACCACCACCAAGCCUGACGUUGUUGUCAGCUCCUCGCUCCACCACCACAGUCUGACUCUGUUGUUGUUGUUGUUGUUGUCAGCUCCACCUCCACCACCGCCGUCAGCCAGUCUGCGCUAGCCACAAGUGUGUCAGCCUCGCAUGGUUCGAGUGUGCCGCGGCG